AUGUUGGUGCAAGCAAAAAACGCCGUGGCCUCCCUCUUCAACACCAGAGAUAGCCUGGACGACGAAUUGGCUAGAGCACAAAGAUUAUUGGACAACAACCAGCUGCCUUAUGGAUCUGUCGCCACCAGCGAUCGUGCACAGGAGGCUGCCAACGAGGAGGCCAUUGCUAAUGCCUUGAAGCAUCUGAACAGCGAAGACGACGAGGAGAAGGAACAGCAGGGUUUCCUUAACAGUUUUGACCCACGUGUGAUGAGUGAUAUCAUCAUUGGACUUUCUGACGGAUUGACGGUCCCUUUUGCAUUGACGGCAGGCUUGUCGUCCUUGGGUUCUUCUAAACUUGUCAUCACUGGUGGAAUGGCCGAGUUGGUCAGUGGAGCCAUUUCCAUGGGUCUUGGAGGUUACUUGGCUGCUAAGUCCGAGUUGGAUUACUACAAGAGUGAGGUGAAGAAAGAGAAGUUGGAGUUUUUCAAGAAACCUGAAUUGAUCAACCAAGAUGCGGCUGAAAUCAUGUUGGAUUUGGGUGCAUCUGAAUCCACCAUUGCAUCAUUCUUGAAGGAUUUGGACCUGCAACCAAAGAAUUUGAUCGACUUUGUCAUUCGUUUCGGUAAGGGUUUGGAGGAGCCUGCUGAAGGUAGAGAAAUCACCUCGGCAUUGACCAUUGGUACCGGAUACUUCCUUGGAGGAUUCGUGCCUUUGAUUCCUUACUUUUUCUGCGACGUGGUUAAGACCGGACUUAUUGUCUCGGUCAUUGUGAUGAUCGUGACUCUUUUCAUUUUCGGCUACGUCAAGACCUCGGUUUCCUUGGGUGACGACUGUGGCAUACAUCGGAAGGUUCUUGAAGGGUUCCAGAUGGUCAUUAUUGGUUCUGUGGCGGCCGGUGCGGCAUGGACUUUGGUCUACUUUAUUGAUACGUAA
This is a messenger RNA of Sungouiella intermedia, 915 nucleotides long. The record is from the annotation of a GenBank genome assembly. NCBI's taxonomy places the organism in Eukaryota, Fungi, Ascomycota, Pichiomycetes, Serinales, Metschnikowiaceae.